Molecule: messenger RNA, 3689 nt
Organism: Anarrhichthys ocellatus (wolf-eel)
Lineage: Eukaryota; Metazoa; Chordata; Actinopteri; Perciformes; Anarhichadidae
Product: potassium voltage-gated channel subfamily H member 5-like
Exons: 6
Coding region: 722-2419 (565 amino acids)
Biological process (GO): regulation of membrane potential; potassium ion transmembrane transport
Cellular component (GO): plasma membrane; voltage-gated potassium channel complex
Molecular function (GO): voltage-gated potassium channel activity
Source: RefSeq, a predicted model, not a curated record
AGCUCUUCAUCUGCUCCCCGUCCUCAUCACACAGAGACAUAUUUAGAUAAAUAGAGCCACGAGGGACAUGUCAGAUUACAAAUAUAGUAUUGAAAUGACAGCUUUAAACUGUAGCCCGAGUACUUUGAAUGAACUGUUUUUUAUAGUCCAAGCAGUGUGCUGUAGCUGGAGUAUUUAGUUUUUUUAUCAGGCUCAAGCUGCUACACAAAUGUUCCCUUUUAACUAUUUAACUACUAAUCACUGGGUUCUUUAAUCUGCCUUGUUUCUUGACUUUAACAGAACUUUGUUCUUGUUGCUGCUGUAUCCUCUGUUGUGUGGUGUUCAUGCUGAAUUAUUUAUUGUGUUGACGUAUAAAGGUCAAAAUCCUUGAUAGAUGAUAACGCAUGUCUCCGUGACGAUUCAUCCAGAACACUCUUGGCUCUUCUGAUCUGUGUCGACUUCAUCAAAAUGUAAUUCCUGACUUUGGAAAUUGUAGUUUAACACUUUGACAAAACGAUUCACAGUUUAUCAUCCACUUACCUUUCAGAGGCAGUUGAGACAAACUGUCGUGGAGAGUUUGGACGUCAUUGAUCCAUCUGAGGUUCUUCAAAGCCACCAGACUCUGUUGGAAAAAAACCUGUAAUUUAACUUUCCAGAACAUGCUGGUUUCUGGUCUACUGAUGCCUUCAUCGCUCUGCUCUACGCCACCAUCUUUGGAAACGUGACCACCAUCUUCCAGCAGAUGUACGCCAACACCAACCGCUACCACGAGAUGCUCAACAACGUCCGGGACUUCCUGAAGCUCUACCAGGUCCCCAAGGGGCUCAGCGAGCGGGUCAUGGACUACAUCGUCUCCACCUGGUCCAUGUCCAAAGGCAUCGACACGGAGAAGGUCUUAUCCAUCUGUCCCAAAGACAUGCGCGCCGACAUCUGUGUCCACCUCAACAGGAAGGUGUUCAACGAACAUCCUGCGUUCCGGUUAGCCAGCGACGGCUGCCUGCGCUCGCUGGCGGUGGAGUUUCAGACGACCCACUGCGCCCCCGGAGACCUGAUCUUCCACGCCGGCGAGAGCGUUGACACCCUGUGCUUCGUCGUGUCGGGGUCACUGGAGGUCAUUCAGGACGACGAGGUCAUUGCCAUCUUAGGUAAAGGCGACGUGUUUGGCGACGUCUUUUGGAAGGAGACCACGCUGGCGCAUGCGUGCGCCAACGUCCGAGCGCUGACGUACUGCGACCUCCACGUCAUCAAGAGGGAGGCCUUGCUCAAGGUGCUGGAGUUUUACACCGCCUUCGCCAACUCCUUCUCCCGCAACCUCAUCCUCACCUGCAACCUGCGCAAGCGGAUCAUUUUCCGGAAGAUCAGCGAUGUGAAGAAGGAGGAAGAGGAGAGGCAGCGGGCGAAGAACGAGGUGCAGCUCACCAUCCCGCAGGACCAUCCGGUCCGCAAGCUCUUCCAGAAGUUCAAGCAGCAGAAGGAGCUCCGCAACCAGGGAGGCGCUGCCACCUCGCAGCUGGACCUGGAGAAGAACCUGCUGCAGGUGGAGCAGCACCACCUCCUCCACCACCACCACCAGCAGCAGCACCUGCACCCCAACAGCCUGCAGCUGGGCCACUCCAGCCUGCAGCACUCCCUGCCGCUCAGCCUGCAGCGGCCCCCGUCCUCCAUGCAGAACGGGGCUCCGCCCAGCAGCAGUGUGCUGACCGUGUCUCAGGUGACGCCCAUGCAGAGCUCGCUGGCGUACAGCCCCCCCGGCGAGCCCCCCGUCAAGCAGAACAACUGCGACAUCAUGGAGCUGCAGCCCAGCUCGAGUGGAGGCGGAGGCGAGCCGACCGUCAGGGUCAAAGUCAGCACCAGCCCCGCGUUGGCGAAGCCCGUCGUCAAGGCCAGCGGCUGGAUGCGCCUGAAAGGCAACACGGCUCCGGUGGAGGCCAGGAAGGAGGGGCUUAACAACAACGUCAAGGCCGUCUCUGUGGAGAUGCUCUCCCAGGAGGGCAAAGGUCAGGAAGCAGGAGGGGGCGGGGAUGUGGAGGAGGGCCGGGUGCCCAGCAACAAUCCCCUCCGGAAGACGGACUCCUGCGACAGCGGCAUCACCAAGAGCGAGCUGCGGAUCGACCGGGCGGGGGAGGCGCUCCUCCACAGCCCUCUCCCCGGAGGAGCGGGGUCCCCUCACCCUUUCUGCCCUGUGCCGGAGCAGGCCCUGCAGGCCGCGCUGCACGAGACCCGGCUGGAGCUCCGGGGCGACAUCCAGACUCUGGGGGGCCGUCUGGGCGCCCUGGAGAGUCAGGUAGCGGAAAUCAUCAAGAUGCUCUCGGACAAGAAGCGUCCAUCCUUGGGGGCGCCGUCGGCCUCCGCCACGCCCAAAACCAAAAUACAACGUCAGGACAUUUUCACCGUUUCUAGGCCUGUUUCUCCGGACUCAGAGAAGGACGACGGGCUCUGAAGAGAGCUCAACCAGUGGUGUGGAGAGAGAACCGGAGCACACGUGUGAUCACGUGGCACAUUGUUCUGCUACGAUCGUGAUUAUCAGUUCAAGGGUUUCUUUUGGUGGGCAUCCAGCGCUGUCGGAUCCAGUUACGCCACUGGUCUUUAACAAACACUGGCUUCUUUAACAUUUGCACACUGACUUCUAUCUCCAAGUCACGCCAGAGUCCAGCACUCCGGCGUGACGCGGGUCCCGUUUUUUGUGAUUGUACAGACCUCUCUAUGCAUGUCCAGCUGGAUUCUGGCCUGCCAAAGAAACAACGACUGACCGUACUUAUUGCCUGUAUAUUAUGCAGUUGACUGCAUGCAGAGUUUAAAGAGAUGUUUUAUUGAGCUACACUGUACAUAUGAAUAUUUUUCAUUGAUAAUUUACUAUGUGGACAUUCAGGGUUUGCAUACUGGUAGCACUAUAGACAUUCAGUAACAAAAGGGUUUACUGGCAAAGGGAUUGUGCAUGGAUUAUUUAUUAAUAGAGAUGAAAUAGAAGCUUGAUUCUCAAAUGUGAUGAAGAAGCAUCCCUCAACACACGAAGGGAAGUUUCUGGUAUGUUUUAUAUAUUAAUUAUCAAUUUUGCUUCUUAUAAUAAUUUAUAUUUUUGAUUACGGAGAUGCCCUUGGCCUCAGUUAGUUGUCGGGUGAAACCUUAAACGGUUAUUUUGUUAGAAUCCUCCUCGUGUCUAUGCAUCGCUCGGGUACGCCGCUUGAAUAUAAUAUCAUUUUUUUGUUUUCAUGUCGGUGAAUGUUUGUUUCUUCUUCUUCUGUUCGUUCCAUUCCUCUGCAUGAAUCAGGGAUGGCUGAAUGCACUUUGGGUGAAGGCUUUUUGGGGGAAAUAGCACGAAGUUUAGUUCACAUGAAGGUCCACUCAGCACAGUGACGUGUAAUCCCACACAUGGCCGUCUUAACCAGCGAGCGUCGCGCUGAACAAAGAAAACCCGGCUCAGAAUUCCGUUAACCACGGCAGCUUCACCGCAAAAGAGCUCAAGUGAUUAAACAAAUGGAAUCCUGUACUUUUUAACGAUAUCGGUUGUUCUAAAGCUGCAUGCAAAGGAGUAGUUUUAUGCUCCGUAGUACGUACACACACACACACACACACACACACACACGCACACUUCAUGCACAGUGUCUCUUGAUGUGAACCCUGACGGCCCGCUGAGACUUUUUUUCUUCACAGAAGGCAGAUGAGUCGUUUUUUUGUCUGAAGUCGAGGUUUUUCAGGUCUUGUUAGAUUCU